UCUAUAAAUAACUCCCCUCUUCUUCUCUCCCUUCUCCUCUCUCUCUCUCUCUCUCUCACCUUUGUUAUACGUCUUCUCCUUUUCACUUCUCAGAGGUCACGACCACCACUACACACCGCACCAUAAUCUUGGUAAAACCUAUAUAUUCUUUCAAUGGAAAUCAUUUUACACUCCUAUGAUCUGCCUUGAUCUAAAGGAGCGUUUUUCUUCAAGAUUUUAUUUCACCUUAUUUAGUGCAUGCACUUGAAGAACAGACAUAUUUGUUGUAGUUUAAUUCGCCAGCUAGCAUUUCCUUAUGUAUUCUUUUUUAUAUAUAUAAUUUCCUACUUUAGUUAGUAUCUUCCUAAGCAAGGAUGGAUUCACACCAGAUUUUCGGUAUAUUGUUUGAUUGGUCAAUAUUUAGUACCUAUAUUUUCUAGCAUAGGAUUAGUAAUUUCCUUGAAAUAUACAUUUGAACUAGCUAGCAGUCAAAUAAUAUAUACCUCUUCAAAUGCAUUAUUUGUUUCCAACAUAUGAUAUUGUGCAAGUCAUUUUCCUAGAGUUCACCUGAACCCAAAGGAAUAUGAUUAUUGUUGUUACUAUUGAUCUCAUAAUGAAACCCACUAGCAAUAGAUGACGUGUCUAACCACUGCUGUGUCAUGUGAGACUGUCUGAAAGAUUAUUAAUUGAUAUAACUUACAUUAUAUGUCAUAGUCAAGCUACAUUAGAGCUUGAUUGGAUUAGUCAAUGAAGGUGGAAAGAAACUGAUUCAGUUAGAGGAGUGUUGGCGGUACUUGGGUAGUUGAGUGGAGCCAAAAGCUAACCAACACACAUAGAUCCGUUACCCGUUGAUGUAGGCCUAAACUCUCCUAACACUUUUUUUUAGCUUGUGUCACAUUCAUCUGAGUCAGAAUCGACUAAUAUCCUACCCUACUUUACCACAUAAGUCUUUCAAAACUUUGCCUUUGUAUGGGGACAAGUUGUCAAAUCUUAUAUUUCAAUAAUGUAUUGCCCUUUUGUUUUUUAUAUUGUUUUCAUGUAUCUCUGUCUAAACGACAGAAACAAAAUUUUACUUGUGGAAAAUGACCUCCAUUUUGUGUAGCUAACUUUAUUCCUUAAUUACUUGGCCCACUGAAAACAUUUGUUAGCUGAUGUUUUCAUUCUCCAGAAUGAUUGAAAAUGGCCAGAAAACGUUUUUGCUUAUUAAAAUUGUUCUUGAACUUGAUAAGUGAAAGUGACUUCCUAGACAAAACUAUUUGAAGCACUUCAAGUGUAGUCUUUAUUGAAUUAAACUAGUACACAUGAUUUUGAGCGAUUCUCCUCCAUCUUUUUUUUUAUGUCGCCAGCAUAACCGACCAUUUAUUGUUGAUCAUACCUUUGUUUUAGUUUUAGCUUUUUCGUUAUGAUAGAGAUAUUAGCAAACAAAUACAGUAACGCUCUUCCUUUCGAGGCAAUUUAAAGAUCGAGCAUAUUUAAUGGAGCCUGUCUACCAGAGCAAGAUUUGUCAUGAUUUUGGUGGACAACUAUAUUAGUGGAUCGCAUGAAGCAUGGAAAUUAGCGUCUGAAAGAGUUCAAAGGACUUCCGUAGAUUUAAAUUAAAUAUGAAAUAUUUAUUUCUUCUCCUUGUCACUUUCAAGAUUAUGAAGAGGAAGUUCACACAGCUACGGGAGUCUAUGGGGUUUCAAACAUCGCAUAGCACUAAACGGAUACCACAGCCAAUUUUCAAAGCAAAGGAGGACUUAAUUGAUGCACAUGAAAACUCAUUAAUUCGAAGGACUACACUGAACUUGACUGAUCAUACCCAAACCAAUUCCAUGUUCACUCUCUCUGGCUAUGAUUCAUGGGUGGUAAGGCACCCUUCUGCAUUGAACUCGUUUGAUAGGUUGAUGAAAGCCGCCAGUGGGAAGAGGAUCAUCGUUUUUUUGGACUACGAUGGUACCUUAUCACCAAUUGUUAAUGACCCUGAUCGUGCUUUCAUGUCUGAUGAGAUGCGUGCAGCUGUAUAUGAAGUUGCUACUUAUUUUCCAACAGCAAUAAUUAGUGGAAGAAGCAGAGAUAAGGUAAAAGGUUUCGUGAAGUUAAAUAAUUUAUAUUAUGCUGGGAGCCAUGGCAUGGACAUAAUGGCACCAUCAAUGGCAGUUACAUCUUCUGACGGCAAGCAUUUUGACAUUGCCCGUAACACAAAUGGCACUGAAGUUCCCUUUCAACCUGCGAAGAAGUUUUUGCCGGCAAUUGGAGAGAUAAUAAGAGUACUAAAGAAUGAAGUAAAGGAAAUAAAAGGAGCAAUGGUAGAGGACAACGGAUUCUGCCUCUCUGUACAUUUCCGACAGGUCCAAGAAAAGGAUUAUGAUGUUUUGGAAGCGAAAGUGAAGUCUGUGCUUGAAAAUAAUCCAGAAUUUUGCCUAACAGAGGGUAAAAAGGUUAUGGAAAUAAGGCCAUCUAUAAAGUGGAACAAAGGAAAUGCUGUAGAAUAUUUUCUUGACACAUUAGGAUUAAGCAGUUGCAAUGAUAUCCUUCCAGUGUAUAUUGGCGAUGAUAGAACUGAUGAAGACGCUUUUAAGGUCAUACAGAGUAGAGAGCAAGGUUAUCCAAUUAUAGUGUCUUCAAUUCCAAGAGAAACUAACGCUUUAUACUCUUUGCGUGACCCAUCUGAAGUACUAAUCUUUUUGUCACGGUUGGCAAAAUGGAGGAAAACCUCUUACUAAAGCAUGCCUUUAAAUUUUGGUUAAGGCAUGUGGAUCAUCACCAGAGGGAGAAUUUUGCAGUGCAUAUUAUAGUUACUUCCCAUGAUGGAUUUGGAGAAGUGGGAUGGAUGCUAAUUUCUUUUUUAGUAGCUGGUUUGUAAAAUAACCACGAUGUAUAUGUAUAUUUCCAGAUUGUAAAAAGGGUUCCAAGAAAGAAUAACUUCUCAUCUUUUGACAUCAA
Molecule: messenger RNA, 2904 nt
Organism: Glycine soja
Lineage: Eukaryota; Viridiplantae; Streptophyta; Magnoliopsida; Fabales; Fabaceae
Product: probable trehalose-phosphate phosphatase C
Exons: 12
Coding region: 1581-2684 (367 amino acids)
Biological process (GO): trehalose biosynthetic process
Molecular function (GO): trehalose-phosphatase activity
Source: RefSeq, a predicted model, not a curated record